Lathyrus oleraceus (garden pea) is the source of this 1650-nucleotide messenger RNA. Its product is annotated as COP1-interactive protein 1. The coding region runs from base 65 to 1486 and encodes 473 amino acids. Lineage: Eukaryota; Viridiplantae; Streptophyta; Magnoliopsida; Fabales; Fabaceae. The record is from RefSeq and is a predicted model, not a curated record. The transcript has 2 exons.
UAAGUUUUCUCUAAACCUACUGCCUAUUUCCAUCUCUUCACAUAUUUGAUUGCUGGAAUCACAGAUGGAAGAAUCUUGUGAUGGAGAGAGUGAAGCGAUGCUGCAUCAACCUCUCAAUAUUGACUUGCCUUCUAGCUCUGACAUUGAUGUUAGCUCUAUGGUUUCUAUGAAGGAGGGUUGUGAAUCGCCUUUUUCGUCGUGGGAUUCUGAACCCGAAAACGAUAUCUCGCCCGAGAAAUCCCUUCAGGAUACUAACCUUGAAGGAAACUCUCUUGAUGUGGAAGAGAAUAACCGUUUUGUUGGGGUGGAAAACGUAGAUGAUGGCUUUUUGUGGGAGGUGGACAAUAGAAGUUACGACGAGUUGCUCAAAAAGUUCAUUGAAAAGGAGGAAGAGCUGAGAGUUUCCAAUUUAAAGCUUCAACUUUCGGAGCAAGAGAUUGUCAAGUUGGAGGUUCAAGCUGAGAAUAGGGAGAUUCAGAUUAAUGAUGUGUGUGAAAAAUUGGAGUUGAAAGAGGAGGAGUUGAAUGAACAAAAGAAGCUUUUAGAAGAAGAGAUUUUCAAGUUGAAGAAUCAAAUUAAAGAAAAUGAGAACCAACUUGAUCUGAAUAAGGAGGAGUUGAAAAAAAAAACUGCUAAAUUGGAUACUCAUGUUCCGAAAAUUUUCGACAAGAUUAGAAAUGUGACGGAACAACUAGAAGCGGCUCAUAAGAAACUCAAGAUUUCAACCGAUGAAGUUGAAGUUUUACGAAAGGAACUUGGUAUUAAGUCAUCUAUGAAUAAUCAAUUGCAAUGUCAGAUUAAAGAGGAAAAGAGAAAUAGGUAUAUAUUAGAAAACUUGGUUAUGAAGAAUGACGAUGAUAACAUUAACCACAAGGAGGAGUUGAGAAAAUUGAAUGGGAGCCUGGCUGAUUCGCGUAUUUCGUUCUUUUCUGAGAAAAAACAAUUGACUCUUAAACUAGAGGAUUGUGAGGCUAGAAACAAGGUAUUAGAACAAAAAGUUAUACGAAAUGAAGUUGAAAGUUUGAAUCAUUUUAAAGAUGAAAUCAGGUAUUUGAGAAAAAGACUUGCUGAGAGAAAGAAUGAACUAGAAGCUGCAAAUAGGAAAUCAGAGAAAGUAAUGAUUGAAAUAGAUGAAGCCAAUGUCAAGAUUGAUAAGCUUAAGGCUGAGAUAUGUUCCCGCGACGAUGAAAUAUCAGAUAUGAAGAAAUGUAUGAACGAGAUAAGCGCGUCGCGAGAGGAGCUGGUGGUGGACUAUAGAGCUAAAUUGAAUGAAGAAAAUGAGUUGCAAUUGAGAGUAGAUGAACUUGAAGAAACGGUGAUUGAUCAGAAUGGUGUGAUCUGGAAAAUGGCUGAGGAGAAGAAGGAGGCAAUUAGAGAACUAUGUAAUUCACUUGAGCACUAUAAGAGUGGAUAUAAUGAAGUUAUGCAAGCAUAUGAAAGUUUAUAUGCAUCGCGGGGCACACACUGUUUUAGCUUCCUAGUUUAACAUUUAGGUGUGUCUUGUGUCCUGUUGUUUGAUUUUGUUUUGUUUGGUAGAUUUUGGAUGUUAUUGGUUUUUUCAUAUUUAGCUCUUAUUCAUUUAUGCUAUGCACCUUAACAUUAGAUAAUAAUGUGUUUCCUCCUAUUGAUUGUAGUAGGAGAAACAAUCAC